This is a messenger RNA of Nanorana parkeri, 567 nucleotides long. RefSeq names its product transmembrane protein 35B (gene TMEM35B). The record is from RefSeq and is a predicted model, not a curated record. NCBI's taxonomy places the organism in Eukaryota, Metazoa, Chordata, Amphibia, Anura, Dicroglossidae. The transcript is spliced from 3 exons. The coding region runs from base 77 to 496 and encodes 139 amino acids.
CCCUCUGUGAUGCAUCGCUCGUUUAAAUAAAGCAGGCUAUCUAGUGAGGCAGCCUGAGUGGGCGGACAGGGCAGCCAUGGCUGUUGUUUUCACGACCAUAAGAGUUAUUUUGGGCUUUUUCUUUGCUUUCAGCGGAGUGCUUAAACUGACCGACCAGAUCUUAGCCGAGGUGUACCAGCAGAUGAAAUCACAGUUUGUCCAGUUUGCAGAUGUCUUCCCUCUGAAGGACUUUGGGUUCAAGCCAGAUCCAUAUCAGUACCUGCAGGCAGUAGGAUGGGUGGAGCUGGUAGCUGGGAUACUGCUGGCCUUCGGCCCACAGAUUCUGCAAGAGAUCAGCAACUUUGUGCUUUGCGUAAUCAUGAUUGGUGCAAUCUACACCCUUCUAGUACUUAAGGAACCAAUUGCCAUGUGUACUCCAGCUGCUGUCUGCCUGGGUCUUCUCUUGUUGCUGAGCAUUCGUGGGCAAGGCAAGAGAUCCAAGUCUAAAUCUGCAUAAAAAGACUUGGAAGUCAUGCUGUCCCCGAUGGGACCAAUAAUUGUUUUCCCUAUGAUCAUCGACAUAACACU